Messenger RNA from Saprolegnia parasitica CBS 223.65, 401 nucleotides. RefSeq lists its product as hypothetical. Lineage: Eukaryota; Oomycota; Saprolegniomycetes; Saprolegniales; Saprolegniaceae. The annotation marks the transcript as partial. The record is from RefSeq and is a predicted model, not a curated record. The transcript has a single exon.
AUGGCCAAGGGCAAGAAGAUCCAAGCAGGGCCGGCCGCGGACGCCACGCCCAAGGCGCCCAAGGAAGCCAAGGCGCUCAAGGAAGCCAAGCCCGCCAAGGAAGCCAAGCCCGCCAAGGAAACGAAGGUGACCAAGGAAGCGAAGGCGACCAAGACCAAGGCGCCCAAGGUGGACGUCGUCAAGGCGCCCAAGAAGGAUGCGCCCAAGAAGGCAGGCAAGAAGGCUGCGAAGGAAGACACGACUGAGGUGAUGACGACGGCCGCCAAGUCGGCCAAGUUUGGCCAGAGCUGGAGCAAGAAGGAGGACAAGAAGCUCAUCGCUGCCGUCAAAGAGCAGGGCAAGGGCCAUCAGGCCAACUGGAAGCUCGUGGCCAAGAGCGUGCCGGGUCGCACGGCCGGCGC